CUCUGCUGUCAUGGGAUUGGCUGGGCCUCUGCAACCUGGCAUAAAAAGAGCUCCUCCCACUUCUUCUAAAGUGUGUUUUAUUACAAGUUUGUUUCUCAAGGAGUUUGAUUCUGGUGUGGGCAAAUAAUUCUCCACCAUGAGGCGCUUCAGCAACCAUCCAGAAGAGGCACCCAUUCCAGAAGACAAAGAUCCAGUAUCUCCAGUGCCUUUGGAAUACUCCCUCCCAGCUCCUGGGGCAUCUGGGAAAGAAGAAAGCCACACUGAUCCUCCCUCUUCAAGAGAGCAGCUGGAGGAUCUCCUCGGGAAACAACUCUCCCUCUUGUCAGAAAAGGAGACCUCUGAUGUGCAGCCUUGUCACUCUGAGGAAGAUGAACUAUGCUCGGCCAACCCAAAGAAUGCUGUCCCUGUGCCACUCGCUCAACCUGGAGCUGCUUCGUUCUCGGCUUCUAGUGUAGAGAGCCAUCAUGGCAGCGAUGCAGACCCAGCGACGUACCACACAUCUGCUGGUGCAAGUAAUGCUUCUGUCUUUGGACUCCAGAGUGUCCAAGACAUGCUCCAAGGUGCACAUGCUUCUACAGCCAAGCAGGUGGAACCCUCCCAGAGCUUGCAGUCAAAGCAAAGGAGAACCAGAUCUGUCAUUUUUCAACAAUUUGAGAGGCACAGAACAGAAACAAAUGUGGCUGUGUGCAAGCUAUGCCAGAGGCAAGUCAAGCUAUCUUCCCAGGAGAACUUCAAGAGGUUGGGCACAGCCACACUGCUUGUGCAUCUGGAGCUUUACCACUCACUCAUUGCAAUCACGAUACCAGCACUCCAAAAACAAACUGCCUGGGCUGCUGCACAGUUGCAACCUGCUGGUGAGUCUAAGAAAUCGGAGCAUUGGGGUCCUACACACCCGAUGGUGGCACUGUACAACACGGAAUUUACCUUGAUGCUAGCAGAUAUAACACAUCCAUGCCCCCUAUUGGAUUCUGGUUUUCACGAGUUUAUACUUCUGGAGGUCCCAAAGUGGAAGGUGCCUCCAUUUAGUUUCUUUGCCACGCAAGCUAUGCCAGCCUUGGAAUGUAGCCUCGUUGCAGCAAUUAAGCAAGGGCUGAGAGAGGCCCUCUGUCCUCUGGUCCAUUUCACCAUUGAUGGCUGGGAGAUUGUACCAACAGUGUGCUUUAUAUGUUUCAUAGCACACUGGGUUGUGGAUAAAGAUGGGAUUCUCUGCAGGCGCCAGGCAGUAUUGGGCUUGUUGAAAGUCCAGCAAAGCGACAUUGCUGGAAGAAUAUCCCGCUUCCUAAAAGGGAUGAGUGAGUACUGGCUCCAUCCCCUGCAGCUGGAAGUGGGAUAUGUGGCUGCAGAUUAUAGCCAAAUAGCAAAGGCGGUGGAGAAUGGUUGUCUGGCACAUAUUCCUUCCCUUGCCUACUGCCUGAAUAUGCUGACACAUGUAGUGAUGAUAAAAGUGGCAGGGGAAGAUGCUUCACUCGCAAAGCUUUUGUAUACCCUGCAGGAAAUCUGCAGACACUUCCAACAAUCCGAGGCAGCCGUGAGCGAACUGCAGUCCAAGCAUGGUCUCCCCCGGGAACAGCUGCCACAAGAGCCACCAGCAACAUGGCGAGCCAUCCUUCGUGUGAUGCAACUUCUUCUUGCCCAAGAAUGUGCCUUUCAUGAGUACCUGGAGAAAGCGGGCUGCAACCUUGCGCCCGAGGACUGGAGGUUUAUGCAACAUCUAAUCCAUCUCUUGAAGCAAUUUGAUGAUACUAUCACUACAGUUAGGAAGGAAAAUGUUACACUAGGACAAAUCCUUCAUGCACUCCAGAUGCUCGAAAGUGGGGUGAAAGGAUACCUCCAGGAGCUGCAGGGACUGGAAGAUGCUGCUGCUGUUGUCCCCUUAGCCACUGAGCUGCUGAAAUCUCUGGGAAAUAGCAAGCACCUGCAAUGCCUCAGAGAAAAUACUCUGUACCAGAAUGCAGCCUUCCUCCAUCCACACUUCAGGGAGUGUGUGUGGAUAUAUCCAAAGGGAGAUGUGGAGCAGGGAAGGGAGCAUGUGAAGGAAAGGGUGAUACUGCUGACCGAGAAGGAAUACUUGAGAAACGUGUCUAGUGGUCAUGCAACUUGCUCUUCGUCUGGUGGAACCAUAGACCCAUCCAUAGCGACUGAGGUGGCAAGAAAAGAACUGGAAUCCUACCUGCAGGACAAGAUAGACCCUACCAAGUUGGACUUGGAUCCCAUGGUCUACUGGAACACCAAGCGGCACACCUGGCCCUCCCUCUCUGUAGUGGCACUCCAGUAUUUCUCAUGUCCUCCCACCACUGUGUACUCAGACAAGGUUCUUGGGAAUGAAUGCUUAAUCGGGGCAGAGAAAAUUACAUCAAGGCUUUCACUCAUCAGCUUGAACAGGGACUGGAGAGUUGCAGAAUUCAGGGUCCCCAUGGCUGAAACAGUGGCCGCCAAUCCAUGAAUGGAGGAGAAAGAAAUGCAAUCCCUUUUAGCAGAAGUGGAUGACUGGCAACCAUUCUUAGAGGACUGGAUUUUGAAUGCGGGGUGGUGGGGUGGGAGCGGGCAUGGUGUGAUAGGGCCGUGGCAUUAUUUGGAGUCGGCAACAAGUAUCUGUCACUAUGACUGUCUUAGUCAUAGUUUUUAAAACUACGAUUGUGUCUUUUUAAACUUCUCUUUAUGAAACAGAACUGAGUUAUUUUUAAACAUACCUGACAGUUGUGUUUAGGUUAUUGACCAACGAGUAGUCUUAGUGGCUUAAUCAACUGGUGAAUGGAUCUAAUCAAUUUAAAUAAAGAUUUCUGAAUGCUCAGUA
Molecule: messenger RNA, 2794 nt
Organism: Hemicordylus capensis (graceful crag lizard)
Lineage: Eukaryota; Metazoa; Chordata; Lepidosauria; Squamata; Cordylidae
Product: zinc finger BED domain-containing protein 4-like
Exons: 2
Coding region: 137-2443 (768 amino acids)
Molecular function (GO): protein dimerization activity
Source: RefSeq, a predicted model, not a curated record